Cyclopterus lumpus (lumpfish) is the source of this 2395-nucleotide messenger RNA. RefSeq names its product PWWP domain-containing DNA repair factor 3A. The transcript has 14 exons. Bases 289 to 2037 code for a protein of 582 amino acids. NCBI's taxonomy places the organism in Eukaryota, Metazoa, Chordata, Actinopteri, Perciformes, Cyclopteridae. The record is from RefSeq and is a predicted model, not a curated record.
UCAAUUACUAAACAGCAGAGAGAGAGAGAGAGAGAGAGAGUUCAUGUUUGACGUAUAUUACAUAUUGAUACGUUAUCGUAAUUUGCACGUUUUGAUCGGCCCGUGUGUGACUGUGCUUGCGACGUUACGACAAUGCACGACGUCUUCAAUGACGCCGAUCGCCUAACUAUCCAAACAAAAGCCCGAGUUUAAAAUGUUUAAGCCCUGGAGACCCGAGUCCUCCAGGUGAAGGGAAUCUGCCCAGUCAAGUGUCCUACUUUGACACUAUCACUCUGAGCCAAUGAACCCAUGGGAAAGACGAAACCAACUCGUACGACAAUGAAAGGUGUUCGGAAAACUAGAAAAAAGCAACCUACAAAGACACCAGGAGAGAAAGUCGCCUCAGGCUCCGUUUCAUCUCAAGCCACUGAAAAUGCAAAUGCUGUGCCAGGCAGUGAUGUGGCCACUGUCAGCCUGCUCACUGUGGGAAUCUUUCCAAGUCCUCCAAAAAGAGGCAGGAGACGGAUGGGACAGACACAAGAAGCACAUCUGACCUCCACACCUGUCCACAGCUCCUCCACUGACGUCCUGUGCAGCAUAUCAAAGUCUCCUACCGAAGCAAAACAGGUGGAGCUCGAGUACACUGAACUCAUCACUCAGUUAAAGACGUCAGAGGUAGAUUCACCGUGCUCCCAAUCAAAUCAAAUCAAAACUCAAAGCAGACGUAGGGGGGCCAAUGCUUCCCAGCCGAGACAAGUUUGUAAAAGGCUGAUAAAGGAGCAAGCGCAGACCUGCAGUCCAACCAACGGUCCUGCAGCCAAGUGCCGACGAGGCAGGCCGCAGAAGGUUGAGAAGGGGGAUUUACAAAAGGACACCACUACUCAGAUAUCCAAACGCUCCAGACCCAGAUUUGAACUGGAGAAGCUUGACGCAGCAACGCAAGACGAGUCAUUGCUGCUGUCUUCAGAUCUAUCAAUAGAGCUGAGUCACCAUGAGGAACCGCUGCCAUCUUUGUCCUUCCAGGAAGAUGAAGGAAGUGAGGAGGAUGAGCUACCAAGUUUCUUGAUGCAGGUGGACAAAAAGCCCACGUCCAUUACAGGGGGAGUGUUUGUGUGGCACAAAUUUAGAAAUCAUCCAUUCUGGCCAGCAUUGGUGAAAAGUGUGAACCGUAAGCAGAAAAAAGCCAGUAUCAUGUUCAUUGAUGACCCAAUGAUUCACAAAAAGAAAGGGUUUACUGUGGCCCUGAAAACUCUGAAGCCAUUUGACUGCGAAGAAGCCAAUGAGCUACGGUGUAAAGCCAAAGAGAAGUAUGAUGCUGCAAUUGAGUGGUCCUGGGACCUCAUAACAGAUUACAGAAUACGGAUAGCCUGUGGCUCAUUUUCUGGCUCCUUCAUCGAGUACUUCGCUCAUGACAUGAGCUAUCCAGUAAGGAGAACGUACCCGCAGGCAGCCUCUGAGAGACUAAACAUCACCAGUGACACAAUGAUGGAGGCGCUGUGUGGCGGUCAUAAGGAGGACAGCUUGAGUGAGCAGCAUGAGGAGGUCGGCAGGAGUUCAAAGAGGCUGCUGCCAGACCGUAGUCAUGCCGCCCACAACCGUGCUAAUGAGAAGCUCGUAAAUUUCAUUGUAAAGCAGCGCAUGGUGGACGGACGCCUUCUGGCUGUGAUCCGUGGGCAGCAGCAGUCCAGAUGGCUUCGCUCCUUUCGGAGUGCCAGUCGGAGACGGGUGGUGAACAUAUACCUGGAAGAUGACCAGCAGUUGGACCAGGUCUACUGGUACCUGAAUGAGCUCUAUGCAACUGCCGGGGCCACCGCCCCUUUACUGGCAGAGAUCAAAUCUAUGGAGCGUGUCCCUUUUGUUCUAGAUGUGCUUCUUCCUGAGGCCAUCAUCUAUGCCAUAGCUGGGGUGGACAAUGUCACAGUAAAAAAGGCAGAAGAAAAGUACCUAAAAGGACGAUGUAUAAGCAACCGGGAAAGGCAGGAGUUUGACUUGAUGAUUGACCGGCAGAUGAGGAAAAAAAUCAAAGUGUCAGAAUACUUCAGUGGCGCUAUGCGCUGACGCCAUCAGUUAGCAGAGUAUUGUAAAACAGGAAACCUAUUUUUGUAUUCUUUUUUUUUUUUUUAUCGGCAUUAUAGCAGUUUUGUGUGCGCUUUUAUUAAUAAUAAUAAUGAUGAAUUAAUUAAACUCUCCUUUGACCCCUCUUAAAUUGCAGUGUAAAUUGCUUAAAAGUUGUUCAAGGGGGGGGACUCACAGAAACACCACAAAAUUGAUGUUAAGACGUCUACAGUAAUAAUGAUAACACAUGUUAGACAAUCUGAACUUUCAUAACUACGUUACUGUUUACUAACAAUAUACUGUAUACACUGCCAAAUCCCUCACAGAGCUAUUCUCAUACAUUAAAGAAUUGCUGUCUGUA